AGAGGCUCGCCCUCUCAUUGGCGCAUGUCCCGGCUGGGUGGAGCGUAGCGGGGUGCUUUUGAUUUGUCCGCCUCACACAGCCUCACAACAGCACGGCCACGGAGAGCGUUGCGGGUGUAGGAGAGUGUGCUUCCGGAGUGAGUGAAGGAAGCGGUGGAUGUUAUUUUCUCUCGCACAGGUGCGGACCGCGGAGCUGUUUGUGCGCAAUUUCCAGAGAGAUCGUUGACCCGGUGAGGAGCAGAGAGCUGUUCGGUGUCAUCCUUGUUGUCUCCGGCUCUGGAGUAUUCUUACAGCGCAGCUUUCCUUCGUCGCCAAAUGGAUGCGAGUGUGUGAGGAGAAUACUAAUGAUCGGAGCUCUGCGUCCACUGUUGCUGCUGCUGAGGGCCACAGCAGAGCUCAUCAGUCAUCCACAGCGCGCCGGGGCUUCUCCGCUCUCCACUCUCCCAACCUAAGGAUUUUUUUUUACCCGUGAAGUGGAAGGCUCUGAGCUUUAGGACAGUUUUCUUCCCCUUGAAUCGGGAGAUAAAACCAGCAGCUGCAGAAUAAAUGCCAUAAUGGGCAACAGCGUUUCCAGCAUCUCUGCCUUCCAGUCUCUUCACAUUGUCAUGCUGGGCUUGGACUCUGCUGGGAAGACCACGGUUCUUUACAGACUUAAAUUUAAUGAAUUUGUCAACACGGUCCCCACGAUCGGCUUCAACACGGAGAAGAUCAAGCUGAGCAACUGCACUGCGAAGGGCAUCAGUUGUCAUUUCUGGGACGUGGGGGGGCAGGAGAAGCUGAGGCCCCUGUGGAAGUCCUACAGCCGCUGCACUGACGGAAUCAUAUACGUCGUGGACUCGGUAGAUGUGGACAGGUUGGAGGAGGCCAAGACUGAACUGCACAAAGUCACCAAGUUUGCGGAGAACCAGGGCACGCCGCUGCUGGUCAUCGCCAACAAGCAGGACCUGCCCAAAUCCCUCCCGGUGGCGGAUAUCGAGAAGCAGCUGGCACUGCACGAGCUCACCCCCUCCACCACUUACCACAUCCAACCUGCCUGCGCUAUAAUAGGCGAGGGGCUUCACGAGGGCAUGGACAAGCUGUAUGAGAUGAUUCUGAAAAGAAGGAAAUCCUUAAAGCAGAAAAAGAAGCGGUAACAGCCGCUGGACAUUACUGCAAGGAGUCCGGGUUUUACCAGUAUUGCCCUUAACAGUGACUUUUCUUUUUUCAUUUUUGGAAUAAAGCUGUUCAGCCACUGAAGUCCUGCUCAGAUGCUUUUGCGGGCAAGAGUAUGCAGGACAGAAAACACACCAGGAUAACCAAAAUCAAGACAGGAAACUUGACUGGGCUGUUUGGAGAUGCAGCAGAGAGAGAGAGAGGAACAGAUAAACGGGCUGGCCCAUUUAUCUGUGGCUUUAUCUCAGACUUUGAACCCACUUUAACUGAAGCUUUGGCUCACCCUGGACUCUUUUUUUUAAUUAUUAUUAUUUCCACCCACAGGACAUCUUUGUGGAAACGAGUUUGAUUUUGCACGUGGCUCGGGUCACUCAUGCCCCCUGCUCUUUUUGUCUUGAACACAGACAUCUGUAGGAUCAAGGUUUGAUCUUGACUGCUUUUGGAGCAUUGAAGUAGCCUUUCCUCUGCGUGGUGGACAGAGGACAGAGUCCACUACUUUGCACUUUUCAUUUGCUAACAGACAGUAGAGAACUACACUGUAUUAUUAGAGGAGCAGUUUCAGGUGAUUCAUGUACUAAGAAGCCAAAAUUGAAGUAUUUUUUGUAUAUUAAAAAGAUUUUAAAUCAA
Messenger RNA from Oreochromis niloticus (Nile tilapia), 1779 nucleotides. Its product is annotated as ADP-ribosylation factor-like protein 4C. Gene Ontology annotation, molecular function: GTPase activity; GTP binding. The record is from RefSeq and is a predicted model, not a curated record. Bases 555 to 1133 code for a protein of 192 amino acids. The transcript has a single exon. Lineage: Eukaryota; Metazoa; Chordata; Actinopteri; Cichliformes; Cichlidae.